GGGUGAGGUUCUUGGUGCACUUGUUUCCAAGGGUUCAACUGCUACCGGGAGGCCAAGGGUGAACGGAAGGAGAGGUGCAUUUUGUUUCUGAAGCCAUGGACUACCAACAGAAACUGGCUGAAAAGCUCACCAUCCUCAAUGAGAGAGGGAAUGGGGUGCUAAUACGCAUGAACUACAUUAAGAAGACCUGUGCAGACCCGAAGACGAGGCCAUCCCUCCUGACAGAUAAAGCCAUGGAGCCUGCCAUCAAGUACAUUAACAAGAAAUUCCCCAACAUUGACUUCAGAGGAAACAUCCAAAAUCUGACCAGCAUCCAGAGACAUAAAUCUGAAGUGUUGGCAGGCACAGCAAGCUACUACGACUCUUUCCUGGAUGUUAUCGAGUUCAGGGACCACGUGUAUGAGCUGCUGAACACCAUAGAUGCCUGUCAGUGCUUCUUUGAUAUUACAGUCAACUUUGACUUCACCAGAAACUACCUGGAUCUGAUCAUCACCUACACAUCUAUAUUCCUAAUGCUCUCUCGCAUCGAUGACAAAAAGGCUCUGGUGGGCAUGUUCAACUGUGCCCAUGAAAUGACCAACGGCAGCAGUGACCCCUCCUACCCGCGGCUCGGCCAGAUGUUUGUGGAGUACGAGCAUCCUUGGAAGAAGCUCACGGAGGAGUUUGGCCCUCACACAAGGUCUGUGACAGCAGCGUUGCUGUCUCUUAAGAUGGUCUACCCACGCAGGAACCUGCCAGCCGAGCAGUGGCGGAGCGCCCAGCUCCUCAGCUUGCUCAGUGCUCCAGCUGCCAUGUUGGACCCAGCUUGCUGCAACACUAUGGGAUGUGAAUAUCUCUCAAUGGAAGUGAUGGAGCGCUGGAUCAUCAUCGGCUUCCUAUUGUGCCACACCAGUCUGAAUACAAACCAGGCCUCUCAGGAGCUGUGGAAGAUAGCUCUGCGAAGCGGCAUCUACCUCACCCUCACCAGAGAUGAGGUACUCAACAUACACAAGGUGUCCGAGGACCUCUUCGACAACAUCAAAGGAUACAGCAAGCGUGUUGCUGACAUCAAAGAAUGCCGUGAGCAUGCUUUGGUCAACAGUGGAGCUAUGCACAGAGAGAGGAGGCAGUUUCUGAGAGGAGCGAUGAGGGAAUUAUUUAAAGUUCUGGAGGAUGAACCUGGACUUCUGGGACCAAAGGCCCUGUUUGUCUUCAUGGCUCUAUCAUUUUCCCGUGACGAGGUCCUGUGGCUUGUCAGGCACUCUGAGAAUAUGCCAAAAAUAAAGACACCCGAGGACUACAUUGACAAUCAGAUGGCAGAGCUGCUGUUCUACAUGGAGAAGUUAAGGGGUCUGAUGACAAAGUACAACCAUGUAGUUCAGCGCUACCAUGUCCAGUAUCUGGCACAGUUUGAUGCUUUGGUUCUCAAUGACACCAUGCAGAACAUGUAUGUAUGUCCAGAAGAGGAGUCAGUUCUGAUGAGUUCAUUUGUCUCCACCCUGUCCGCUUUGUCCAUCAAACAAGUGGAAAACAAAGAGGAGUUUGACUUCAGAGCACUCAGAUUGGACUGGCUAAGAUUGCAGGCCUACACAAGUGUGAACAAGGCUCCUCUUCCAUUAAAAGACUACAAUGACUUAGCAAAGGUGAUGAACAUGAUUCAGUUUCACACCAGGAUGGUGGACAGUGUGGAAGGACUUCUGCAGGAGACAUCUGAGGUGUCCAUACUUUGUUUCUACCCGCGUGUCUUUGAGAAAAUGUUUGGCCAGAGCAGCGAGGAGAUGACCAUGAAGCGUUACCUUAUGGCUUUCCCGUCUGCCUGUUCUCACUUCAACCUCUGUGGAGACCCUCUCUGCCCAGAAGAGAUAGAGGCCAUGGAGAAGAAGUGUCUGCGCCUGUGUGUGACCUUCCUGGAGCAGAUUGCCAAGAUGACCAGCAGUGUUGUGUUAGAGAUAUGUGCUGAGCAGUGCAACCUCAGCGAGCAGUUGCAGCCCAAACACAGUGCAGAGACCAUCAGCGCAGCUCGCCACAGAAAGCAAAAGAAGCCAGUGCCAAAGAAAGGAGAAGUCCCGAAAGAGAAACCAGGCGCUGAAAGCCUGAGAAAAGACCGGACUGUCACCACCAAUGUGGACAAGAUGCACCUGAUGCUGACAGAACUCUGCUCCUGCUACAGCCUCCACAAUGACUUUGUUGUCUUUGAUCACAUAGUCGUCCCAACAGAGUUUCUUCUUUCUCAUCUGGAGACACGCCUCUCUGAGGUCAUCGUGAGAAUGGCCAAUUACAACCAGACCACCCAGGAGAUAGCCCGUCCCUCGGACCUCCUGGCAGGGAUAAGAGCCUAUACAGCCAGCCUGCACAGCCUCUCAGGCUACAUCAAUGUGGACAUCACUCGGCUGGUGAAAAACGUCCUGCUGCAGCAAACACAGCCGGUGGACUCACGUGGAGGGCAAACCAUUACGACUUUCUACACAAACUGGUUCCUGGAGAGUCUCUUGCGUCAGGCAAGCAACUCCCUCAUUGUUCACUGUCCUACGAUGUACUGCUUUGUCAACCAGACUACUGAAAAUGAACCAAGUUUCAGAGCAGAGGAGUAUUCAGAUGUAUCAGAGUUAAUGGCCCUGGCAGAGCUAAUUGGUCCAUAUGGCCUGAAGUUUCUAAGUGAGAACCUGAUGUGGCACAUCACCUCUCAAGUCAGCGAGCUGAAGAAACUAGUGAUUGAGAAUAUGGACAUUUUGGUACAGAUGAAGAACAACUUUGACAAUCCUGAGGCAAUGGCAAAUCUCAAAAAGAGGCUGACAGGUGGAGAGAAUGUGUUGAAGAGGAUGACCAUCAUUGGAGUGAUCCUGUCCUUCAAAUCAAUGGCACAGGAUUGUCUGAAAGACAUCCUGCUAAAGCACUGCCCGUACCUGAUGGGUCCCCUUGAGUGCCUGAGAGACUGCGUUUGCCCUGAAGAUGACAUCAAGGUGACUCUAAGCGUUUUUGAGCUGGCUUCUGCUGCAGGAUUGAAAUGUGGUAUUGAUCCAGCCCUUGUCACAGCUGUCAGGAGCAUGCAAACAGAUAAUACUUCGAUUGAUGAGGAGUACAAGAUGUCCUGUUUGUUGCUGGUCUACAUCGCCGUGUCCCUGCCUACAUUGGCCCUGGACCCUAACUCUUUCUACAGCCGAGAGCAUGGAGGCCACAACAACAACAUCCACUGUUUAGCUACAGCUAUUAACCAACUGGCUGCUGCCAUGUUCACCGUUCAGAACAAGAACAUCGAGCAGCACCUGAAAGAGUUUCUCCUGCUGGCCUCCUCCGCUCUGCUUCAGUUGGGACAAAGUGUAGAAAGAAUAGAGGGCAAAAACCGAGAAUCCAUCUACCUGCUCCUGCACAUGAUUGUGGAGGAAUCUCCGUUCUUGAGCCAAGACAUGCUGGAGAGCUGUUUCCCAUAUGUUCUGCUCCGAAACUCCUACAGAGAGGUGUACAGGUCCUUCAUCGUCACUCUGGGCUGAAGACUUUGAUAAACACUUUUAAUAUCACCUUUAUGUAAACAAGAGACUUUUUUCAUGUAUGUGUUUUGUUUUCAGUACCAUUCAGUUUCUUGUUCAUGCAGUCUGCACAUUCACACCAGGAUAACCCUGCUCUUGAUAUUUUUCAUCCUUGUUCCUGUUACUAAUGCUUCCUGUGAGUCAGCUCUUAUUGUACCGACAUUACUUUUUACAGCAGACUUGUUUUUAUAGUGUGCAUCUGCUAGCAUUACAGUGUAAAUUUAUUACUGCUGUAGUAUUAAUAUCAGCUUAAAUAAUUCAAAAUGCUAAUCAGGUAUUCCUUUUACAUUCUACAUGUCAGCGCCAGACACCAUGACAUUUUAAAUGUGUUUUGCUUUAUUAAGAUUUGUAAUAGAUUAUUGUAUUAACAGUUUGUCAGAAACAUUUUUCAUGAAUAAAGUUGAUAAUAAUAUGC
Scatophagus argus is the source of this 3918-nucleotide messenger RNA. It is a transcript of the gene nckap1l, whose product is annotated as NCK associated protein 1 like. The transcript is spliced from 31 exons. Gene Ontology annotation, cellular component: SCAR complex. NCBI's taxonomy places the organism in Eukaryota, Metazoa, Chordata, Actinopteri, Scatophagidae. The coding region runs from base 96 to 3467 and encodes 1123 amino acids. Gene Ontology annotation, biological process: neuron projection morphogenesis; cell migration; cell projection assembly. The record is from RefSeq and is a predicted model, not a curated record.